AUGCGCUAUGUAUUCUUGGUAUUGUAUCAUGUAAUUACUAUACUCCCUGAAGCCUGGAGGCCACCCACCUUUAGAACUUCCGGCCGCAGGAUUGUGGAACCACAGUUCAUUACGGCGGCAGGCCCCGCACAACGACCCAGUGCCCAAUGGCAUGCACGUGAUUAUGCUUUACCCCCGCAACCUGCUGCAGCUGCAACGGCUAUUGUCCGAACAGAGGAAGAACUGCAAAUCAAUGCCCAAACGAUCCGCCCCAAGAGCCAUCGUCGUCUUGGCGAAAAGCAACAGGACAGUCACGCAACUCAGCACAGCCCGUGCCUAAACAAGUUGCGGAAAAGAGGGCCGGCCCCCCCUCCCUUACCUAGGAUUGCCAGGAUCCGCUAUGAAUCAAAAGUCAGCCCAAAGCUUAACCGUCUCUGUCCAACUCUGAGCACCCUUCAAGAGAGGCCUUGUUUUUCCAACCUCUCAUCACACGAUGCCAUUUCUCCCGCAAGAAGCCAGCCUCGACACAACACGGCACCGCCCUAG
Messenger RNA from Pyricularia pennisetigena, 525 nucleotides. RefSeq lists its product as uncharacterized. Bases 1 to 525 code for a protein of 174 amino acids. The record is from RefSeq and is a predicted model, not a curated record. NCBI's taxonomy places the organism in Eukaryota, Fungi, Ascomycota, Sordariomycetes, Magnaporthales, Pyriculariaceae. The transcript has 3 exons.